Messenger RNA from Cryptococcus amylolentus CBS 6039, 225 nucleotides. RefSeq lists its product as hypothetical. The transcript is spliced from 2 exons. Bases 1 to 225 code for a protein of 74 amino acids. NCBI's taxonomy places the organism in Eukaryota, Fungi, Basidiomycota, Tremellomycetes, Tremellales, Cryptococcaceae. The record is from RefSeq and is a predicted model, not a curated record.
AUGUACGAAGCGACUACGCAAUACGUCUACGGCACAAAGCGAAUAAGGAUCAUGUACCUCCUCUUGGACCAACUGUCUAUCGAUCAAGCCGACAAGCGCCACCUCGUUGGACAGUACCUCAAGAUCUCUGGAUACUUCAAGGCAUGUUGUUUCCCCUCAAGAUCUCUGGACACUUCAAGGACAUGUCGCCCCCCCAAGCUUAUCAAGGACUACUAUAGGUUGUGA